This is a messenger RNA of Rhododendron vialii, 1181 nucleotides long. RefSeq lists its product as uncharacterized. NCBI's taxonomy places the organism in Eukaryota, Viridiplantae, Streptophyta, Magnoliopsida, Ericales, Ericaceae. Bases 63 to 992 code for a protein of 309 amino acids. The record is from RefSeq and is a predicted model, not a curated record. The transcript has 3 exons.
ACAUUACAGCAAAAACAACUUGGCCAAAAAAUAAAAAUAUAUAAUAGUAAAAGAAACACUCUAUGGCCGAAGCAGCCGCCAAAACUCCGAUCAGUGGCCGGAACUCGGGCGAGGUCGAUAAGUAUUCGGGCGAGUCCGAGAGCGUGGCUCUGAUGAUCUUCGGAUUCCUGGAGGAAACCGAAUGGUCGCCGGAAAGCUCGUGCAACUCCGGAGAUAGCUUUAACGGCGGGGACUUUGUUGAGGAGCUGGAAGAGGAGGAAGUGGAUGAGAGUUCUUGCAAUGUUGAAGAAAACAAGGCCUUUUGGGAGUCUCAGGAGCAGCUUGUUCAGGGAACUUUGCGGAGGAGUAGCUCUGUAGAAACCAAAAUUAGGCAUGCUGUGAAGGAUGCUCUAAAGGAGAUAAAUUCGGAGGGAAUAGGUUGUGAUUGCCUGGGACAGGUGGCCGAAGGUUGCCGGAACUGUAGACAGAGAGAGAUUUCCGAUCGCCUUCGAAAUGCGGGUUAUAGUUGUAACAUCUGCAAGUCCAAGUGGAGGAGCUCAACAGAUAUUCCAUCAGGGGAGCACACCUAUUUGGAAGCAGUAGACAGUACAAGUUCAAAGAGAGGAGAAACAAUCAGGGUCGUAAUUGAGCUCAACUUCCGAGCUGAAUUCGAGAUGGCAAGAGCUGGUGAAGAGUACAACAGCCUGAUCCGACGAUUACCAGAAGCGUUCGUCGGAAAAGCUGAAAAACUGAGAACCCUGAUCAAGAUACUGUGCUCGGCAACUAAAAAGUGCAUCAAGGACAAGAAGAUGCACAUGCCUCCAUGGAGGAAGCACAAGUAUAUGCAAGCUAAAUGGCUAGGUAAAUGCGAGCAAAAUUCGUCAUCAGUGAAUUUUUCGGCGAAGAAUUUGGAUCAGCAGGCGCCGCGGAAGCACAGGGCUUCCUUGCUUGCCUUCGAUUUCCUGGAAAACAUGCCGAGUUUGCAUUGUAGUACUGCUAUUAGAGUUGUUUGAUGGUGAAGAAAUUUUGAAGUUCUGUCAACUACCUAGUUUUGUGAUAUGUCCCUCGGAUUACGCUAGAGUAAUUUUGUGAGUUGUUGCUCGGAUUUCCCUGUUGUAAUAUUUUAUAUCUCAUAAUUAUAAUUAUAGUCUAGCUCUUUGUUUGGAGAUGUAAUGUCCCUAAAUACAUGUCCACUUUGAAUA